This is a messenger RNA of Salvia hispanica, 1393 nucleotides long. Its product is annotated as membrane-associated protein VIPP1, chloroplastic-like. NCBI's taxonomy places the organism in Eukaryota, Viridiplantae, Streptophyta, Magnoliopsida, Lamiales, Lamiaceae. The record is from RefSeq and is a predicted model, not a curated record.
AAACCACAAACAAAAAGCAUAAUUAAAUCGGGGAAAAAAGAAAAACAAAAGCCACUGUGAUUCCUGCAGAACUAUUUGGCUCAAUCUUCUUUCAAUAUUUGUUUGAUUCAGCUCUCCAUAGGAGCUGCCUAUUCAUAAUAGGAGAUUGGGUAUUCGUUUUGCAGAGAAAAAUAAAAUAAAAUAAAAUAAAGAAGACAAUAAUUAUUGAUGGCGAUGGCCGUAAGAGCGCCGAUAGCAGGGAUAAGCAUGACUUCCUCUACGGUUAGCUCCGCCUCUCCGUCGUGCAAUCGAGGGGUCAUUGUACCGUUCAGGCAAUCCUUUUUCGGCCGAGGAGUGGGUACUCCGAUAUAUACAACUGUACGGGUUUCUUACUCCAGUAGAUCCCGAUGUAACAGCCUUGGAGGGGGUGGACUUGGUACUCAGAUGAAUCUUUUUGAUCGCUUUGCUAGAGUUGUUAAGUCAUAUGCAAAUGCUGUAAUAAGCUCCUUUGAGGACCCUGAGAAAAUACUAGAACAAACUGUUAUAGAGAUGAAUGACGAUUUGAUCAAGUUGCGUCAAGCUACAGCACAAGUCCUGGCUUCUCAGAAACAGAUGGAAAACAGAUAUAAAGCUGCACAAAAAGCUUCUGAAGAUUGGUAUGGUAGAGCGCAACUUGCUCUAAGUAAGGGUGAUGAGGACCUUGCUCGUGAAGCUCUCAAGCGUAGAAAAUCUUACGCUGAUAAUGCAAAUUCUUUAAAGGCUCAGCUUGAUCAGCAGAAAAGUGUAGUUGAGAACCUCGUCUCCAAUACAAGGCUGCUGGAAAGCAAGAUACAAGAGGCCAAGUCAAAAAAAGAAACUCUCAAAGCACGAGCUCAAUCGGCCAAAACUGCAACGAAAGUGAGUGAGAUGUUGGGGAAUGUAAAUACGAGUAAUGCUCUUUCUGCAUUUGAGAAGAUGGAAGAAAAAGUUAUUGCAAUGGAGUCUCAAGCAGAAGCUCUUAAUCAACUAACCAGCGACGAGCUUGAAGGAAAGUUUGCGUUGCUUGAAACCUCAUCAGUCGAUGAUGACCUUGCGGACUUGAAGAAAGAGCUCUCCGGAAGCACCAAGAAGGGAGAGCUUCCACCGGGGAGACCGGUUGCAGCAGCAUUGAAGUUUCAAGACCCUGAUAUCGAGAAGGAGUUGAAUGAAUUGAGGCAACAGACCAAGGAAUACUAGUUGGAGGUAUGAAGCCUUAGAUUGUUAAGCUCUGCUGAAACUUGAAUUCUUGAGCUGCAGACUAGCAAAAAUAGGAAUAUCUGUACAUUAUGUCUUUGAAGCAUUUUUUCAGCUCUUCAAGUUAUCCUAAGUUAUUUUAGGCAUCUUUAACUGCUGUAAUUUCUUGUGAUAAUGGAAUAAUUACGUAAUUGUUUACGAA